Messenger RNA from Thermochaetoides thermophila DSM 1495, 1659 nucleotides. Its product is annotated as dihydrouridine synthase-like protein. The record is from RefSeq and is a predicted model, not a curated record. Gene Ontology annotation, molecular function: tRNA dihydrouridine synthase activity; flavin adenine dinucleotide binding. Gene Ontology annotation, biological process: tRNA processing. The coding region runs from base 1 to 1659 and encodes 552 amino acids. The transcript has 2 exons. Lineage: Eukaryota; Fungi; Ascomycota; Sordariomycetes; Sordariales; Chaetomiaceae.
AUGGCGUCUAUAUCACCAGAUACAGCGGCAUCUGUCGGUGUCGGCCCGGCGCCAGCAGUCAAAAAACCAAAACUGCAUGGCCGCGCGUUCUACGAGAGCAUUGGCUCGCCGAAGUACAUCGUUGCGCCGAUGGUUGAUCAGUCUGAGUUCGCCUGGCGCAUGCUUUCGCGUUCCUUCUUCCCCGAGUCCGAACGGUCCAAGAUCCUGGCAUACUCCCCAAUGUUCCACGCGCGCAUGUUCCGGGAGAGCGACGUAUACCGGGACGAGCACUUCCAGCCCACAAGACCCGGCUCUGAUGUCCCAUGGCUGGACGGCAACCCAGCUUUCGACCGCCCCUUUUUUGUGCAGUUCUGUGCCAACGACCCGGAUCAUCUGCUGGCUGCUGCGAAGAUUGUGCAGCCGUAUUGUGAUGCCGUUGACCUCAACUUGGGAUGUCCUCAAAACAUUGCUAAAAAGGGGCGCUACGGGUCGUUCUUGCAGGAGGAUCAGGAGUUGAUCUUCAAGCUAAUCAACACCCUCCAUGAGAACCUCGACAUUCCCGUUACGGCCAAGAUUCGCAUUCUCGAUACGAAAGAGGCAACUCUAAAGUAUGCCCAAAAUGUGCUCCGGGCGGGCGCGAGCAUUCUUACCGUUCAUGGGAGGCGGCGCGAACAGAAGGGACACCUGACAGGCCUCGCGGACUGGGAGAUGAUCCGCUAUCUGCGCGACAAUCUCCCCCCAGACACCGUAAUUUUUGCCAAUGGCAAUAUUCUGCAACAUGAGGAUAUACAAAAGUGUCUGGAAGUUACUGGCGCAGACGGUGUCAUGAGCGCUGAAGGCAACCUGAGCAACCCAGGUAUCUUUGCUCCACCGCCGCCAAUUGGCCAGGAGCCCAGGGGCUACUGGCGCGGAAAGAACGGACUUGAAGGCUGGCGCGUCGACGAGGUGUACCGACGCUAUCUUGACAUCAUAUAUGAACACGUUCGCGGCGUGGAGCCGCCGAAGAGAAGACCCCUCUUUGUCCCUGGCGACGAUACGGAAUGGUUGAAGGAAGAGAUCAUCAUUCCAGGCCAGGGACCCAAUGAUGUUAGGCCGAACAAAAAGCGCAACGAUGUUCGGAGAGAGAACCCCGAGAUCCUAACGGCCAAUUACGUCGGCAUGCAACCACACCUUUUCCACUUGCUCCGGCACAUGGUUUCGCGGCAUCAUGACGUGCGCGAUGCACUGGCGAAGACGCGGUUGGGCGAGUUAGACGCAUACGAAGCCAUUUGCAGGCUGGUCGAGAAGAAAGUGGCCGAGGGCCUGCUCGAGUACGAGAGGACGGAUGGUAAGAGCAUCGAGCAGGAUAUGCCUGCUGCCCUCGCGGAAGGAGAGAGUGAAGACGAUGAGAGCUCUGCACAGACAGUUCGCGAGUGCUGGAGGCCGUGGUGGGUUGUCCAGCCCAUUGUUCGGCCACUGCCUAAAGAGGCUUUGGCCAAGGGCUCUAUCCAACUGAGCAAGAAGGAGAAGAAAAGAUUGGCCGCUGAAAUGGCGGAUGGGGAGAAGGAAGAUGUGGAGAAGACGAUCAAGAAGCUCAAGGAGGAGAACGGAGUUGCAGCCCCAGCUCUUGCAACGACAGCUGUGACCGAAGCUCUGGACGAGCAGACGAACGGCCAGUCGAGCGCAGUGGCAAGCGGCUGA